Molecule: messenger RNA, 3372 nt
Organism: Vicugna pacos (alpaca)
Lineage: Eukaryota; Metazoa; Chordata; Mammalia; Artiodactyla; Camelidae
Source: RefSeq, a predicted model, not a curated record
CCUUAAAAGUUAGGAAUGGUACUGAUUUAUUGUAAAACUAUUUUCUUAUUCAGUAUCCUAAUUCUUGUAGGAAACUUUGAGGGAAAUUUUGAGUCACUGGACCUUGCAGAACUGGCUAAAAAGCAACCAUGGUGGCGCAAGCUAUUUGGGCAGGAAUCUGGGCCUUCAGCAGAAAAGUAUAGCGUGGCAACCCAGCUGUUAAUUGGAGGUGUCACUGGAUGGUGCACGGGUUUCAUAUUCCAGAAGGUUGGAAAGUUGGCUGCAACAGCUGUGGGAGGUGGAUUUUUUCUCCUUCAGCUUGCAAACCAUACUGGGUACAUCAAAGUCGACUGGCAGCGCGUGGAGAAGGACAUGAAGAAAGCCAAGGAGCAGCUGAAGAUCCGUAAGAGCAACCAGAUACCUACGGAGGUCAAAAGCAAAGCAGAGGAGGUGGUGUCAUUUGUGAAGAAGAAUGUUCUGGUGACUGGUGGAUUUUUUGGAGGCUUUCUCCUUGGCAUGGCAUCCUAAAAAGGAUGACUUCACUUCCAACCAGCAGCCUCUUCACUCCAUCGUAGGACACCCAGUCUCUAUUCCUCCUCUUCUCCCGUGCCUUUAUCCCUGCCAUGGCCUAUCUGCUGGUACAAGGUGAUGCGGCCCUACUGUGAGCUUGAUGGCAGUGGAAGACACCAUAGACUUAGCUCUCCUCCCAGCCUGCUCCCCACUUGACUAACCUGUAGGUCAGUGAGAAUAUUCCUUGCUCCCUACGUAAGCUACUUACCAGAAUAUGGUGCAAGAUGGUGGAGGAUGAGUGGAUCCUCAAAAGUUGUCUCCAGCUUGAUUUGGAAGAGAAAUAGCAAGCGCAUAGAAUACCUGAUUAUGUGCCGCUUGGAAGGGGAAUGAAUACAUUUGCCUUUAAGCAUGAAAGAUGUUGGUACCCUGGUGUCUGCUUUCUGUUUUAGUAGAUUUCAGAUUGGCUAGAAUUAUCCCAACAAAAUGGCAGCAUAUACACUAUAAUUGAGAAAGCUGAACAUGGAACGACCUUGUACUGAAGGUACAUGAUGCUGAGCUGGAGGCGUAGUCCUUGGUGGGAAGGUCUUUAAGGAGACCACCCAAUAGGUGCAUUCGUCAGACUGGGCAAAUCAUUUAGAGGCAUUAAGGUAUUAUCUAGGGAUGUUUUCCACCAUAUGGAAUAAGGCAUAUUGUGGCUGUUUCCAAAGGACUUAUUAUGGCAAAAUUGGUGACUUUAGGUGGAAGAGUGAAGACGCUCUUGGAUUUUCUUUAAUAGACAAGGUUUUAAAGUGGUGGCAUUCCAAGCAUUUGAGAAUUGAGAACGGUAACGAUAGCACAUGGGAAAUAAACUUUUUACAGAUUACAUUUCAGGAUGACCUCAACUCUUGGGAAUUUUCUUUAAAAUAAAAGUUUAUAGACAUGCCCAUGCUUAGAAACAUAACACAUUUUUCUCUAAUGGCCUGUUAGAGUGUCUAUAACAUCCCCUCCAGGAAGGCAAGGCUUCUGUCUUCGGUGUCACACCCAGGGAGCCGAGUGCCUAAAGGUGCUCAGUAUUUGUUGACUGUAUGAAUAAUGAACUCAUAGAAAAGUAUCUGGAAAAGGGACUGAUACACAGGAUUACUUGAGAAUUUGAAUCCUGAAAAUGCAGAAAACUUGGAAUUAACUCUUCAACUUGCAGGUGAUAUCUCGCAAAAUGUAUGUUUUUAAUGCCUUCCUUUUGAAAUGUUUGACUUUUUUCUUGGGAGUGGUGUGUUGAAUUUGAAAAUUGUAGGUACCAGUGGAUGUGUGGGAUUUUUUAGAAGUCAUUUGCAUUUUUCUCCUUAUUAUGUUAUGCUAGUAUUUUAAGGCAGCAUAAGUUAUUUUGCUUGCAGUUUGUAUGAAUCAUCCCUGAGUCAUAAUGGUAUGAGCCACUUUGUUCCGUAUUUUUGUACCAGAACUCAAAAAAUUUUUUUUCUCUUUUUAUUGUGGAAACUUUCAGACAUAUUACCUAUCAAGCAAGAUCAUUAAAUUAUAGCUUGUUGAUAAAAAAAUGCCAAAUGUAUUGUUUUAUCAUAUUUUGGUGUGUCUUUAAAAGGUUAAGAACUCUUUUUAAACAUCAUAAAGAUGAUACCCUAUUAUCAUACCCACAUAACCCCACCCAGACCACUGGAAUGGGGGCUGCAGAACCUAACAGAGGUGCCCUGUGCCCGUGUGCACUGCUUGUGGGGCGAGUGGCCUUUCCAUGUCUGUUCUCCUGUAUCAGUGAUGACAAUGGAGAUGAGCAGGUUCAUGUGAGCUGCUUCGAGCAGGUUAUGAGAGAUGAUAGAGUGAACUAAGGUCCCUCCCGAGGGUCAUGCUCAGAUUGCUAUCAUGGGGUGGCUUCAUCUUCUUGCAGUGCGAAUGGCCUGGUGAGUGUGCCGAUGUUGAACGGUGGCACCUCGGGUUGCAGCUAAGCCGAAGUGUACUUCACUGAUGGCAGUUAGGGGAGCUUCCAAAUUGAGGCCCCGUUGCCAGCAGCUUUGCUUCAGGUACUGAAAGGAGAGAGACUUCCCCUGAAAGAACCCCUGCCACCCCUUCAUGCAAAACCGAGACCCCAGGACCAGGCAACCGCGCCCAGGACUGCUGUGUGUUCAUGCGAUGGGCAAGGCCUGUGUCAUGAGGCGCGUGCUUUCCACUGGUACCCAGAAUCCAGGGAUAUGCGGGGCAGCUUUUCCUUGACUGAUGGAGGGACUGAGUGUUUUCAGUCUUGGCUUUGAACGUCUUUGGGGUUUUGGCUCCCUGGGCUGGUGGGGAUGGUAACACUACACUUGGGGCUUCCGUGCCUGUAGUUUGGCCUGGCUGGGGAGGACCUCUGACCCUGAGUGCUGCCCGUACCAGCAUGGAAACAUCCUGUGAGGCUUCUCUCCCUUUUUCUUCCUGGCUCCAGAGCCCCUGUGUGCUCUUUCUGUCCCCCCACCCCCCAGCAUCCUUCCUUGUGACGGGACCAGGUAGGAUGGGGACUAGCGGCUGAUAAUGUACAAACAAGACUUUCGUCCUGCUGUCUGGGCUUCUCACCGCUCAGACUCGGACUAUCAGCAGCAGGACAGCGGCGGGUCUGGACUCCUGCACCUAGUCUUCCGCUACCUGGUUCAGGAGAGGUGACAGCGCCCCCUACUGGACCUGGCAGAACACAGGACAUGAGUAAAGGAGUGAAUCUCACAUCAUUCUCACUGAGAUGGUCUUGGAGUGGGUGCUUCUGGUUUUGAAAUGCGGUUACUGUUUAAUUAGCUGUUGUAAAAAUGUUCUCAACGUCAUCCUUUGUUUGAUAUUUGCCAGAAAGAUGGACAUGACUAAUGCUUGGGCUUUUAAUGGAAAUGUCUACUUUUGUAUAGUUUGGUAAAUGCAAUAAAUUUCUGGGUGAAAAAA